Molecule: messenger RNA, 693 nt
Organism: Lotus japonicus
Lineage: Eukaryota; Viridiplantae; Streptophyta; Magnoliopsida; Fabales; Fabaceae
Product: putative cell wall protein
Exons: 1
Coding region: 35-424 (129 amino acids)
Source: RefSeq, a predicted model, not a curated record
ACACAUCUCAACAGAAGUCUCAUCUCAUCACAUUAUGGCUUACAAAGCUUCCUAUUUCCUAGCACUUUUUCUGAUCUCAAACAUCCUUGUUGCCACUACAUUUCAAGCAGCUGCAGGACGCAAAAUUAUUCCGAAGAACUCAAACACCCAGGAUAAGAAAGAGCCUGAGUGGUUUUUCAAUUUUGAUGGUGGUGUGUUUGUUCCUGGCAUUGGGCAAGUAGGAUUUCCUCCUGUGUUUGAUCUUACACCUCAAAAUCCAUACCCUGGUGGCAGUGAAGGACCAGGAGCAGGAGCAGGAUCAGGAGUACCAGGUGGUCACACUUAUGUUCCAGGUGGUGACGACACUUUUGUCCCGAAUCCUGGUUAUGAGGUUCCAAAUCCUGGCAGUGUUGGUGGUGGAGUUCUUGCUGCAGUUCACCCAUGAAUGCAUGGCUGCUAAUUAGGCUUAGUUUCCCAGCCUGUUAUGCUUUUGAAAUUGCAUUACCUAUCUUUUUUUCCUUUUGUACCCAUAAAAUAAGUGUUCACUGUACACUAUCUGCUAUUUGGUGUCGAAAGCCCUUCUGGUCUUUCCUUGUUUAAGUUGAAUUAAGUAUGCUGUAAGCUCAAUUAGUAGCAUUCCCCAUUGUCCUCAAAGUAGUUGUUGGUGGUAUUUGUUGGUCCUUAAUCAUAUAUCACAUAAUUCUUCAAUUUCAA